This is a messenger RNA of Mucor mucedo, 801 nucleotides long. RefSeq names its product HPP family-domain-containing protein. The record is from RefSeq and is a predicted model, not a curated record. Bases 1 to 801 code for a protein of 266 amino acids. Lineage: Eukaryota; Fungi; Mucoromycota; Mucoromycetes; Mucorales; Mucoraceae. The transcript has 2 exons.
AUGAUUAUUGCAUCAUUCGGAGCAAGUGCAAUUUUAAUUUAUGGUGUUUUAGAUUCUCCAUUAGCUCAACCUCGAAAUGUCAUUUGUGGUCAACUCAUCGGAUCUAUUGUGGGUGUUAUUAUUGCACAGCUUUUUCUUAAUAUUCAACAUGUCUGGGCUUCUGAAGAACAAAAAGUGGUUGUAGAAUGGCUAGGAGGUGCUACAGCCAUGGCUCUUGCCUUGACAGUAAUGCAAAUCACAAAGACUGUUCACCCACCCGGUGGUGCAACUGCAUUAAUUGCUGUCAUCACUCCUAAUAUUGUUGAAAUGGCCUGGUUCUAUAUCGCCAUCGUAUUUUUAUCUUCUGUUUUGCAGGUUCUGGUUGGCUGUUUAGUGAAUAAUGUAGAGCGUAGAUACCCUCAAUACUGGUGGACCCCUCACACACCCAUCCGGAUUGAUCCUGCCACUAUAUCCACCCUGAUACCCAAUGCAGAUACCGAUAGUAGGCGCAAAGAAGAGGUCGUCUCUAACAAUCUAACAGCUGCUGAAGAGGGAAGGAUAUGUAGCGGCGAUAUAUCUAUCAGACGCUUGUCUGUCGUUUCCAGCAGUGCUAAUUCUUCGUCUACAGCAAUGAGUAUAGAUAAUUCUGUAGAAAAUGCAAUCAAAAUAUUACAAGAACACGCUCAAAAAUCAAACAUUUCGUAUACUUUAAUAUCCCCAGGAUUACCCUUAAUUACCACCUCCGGAAUACUAACUGAUGAGCAGUACCAAUUCAUGACAAUUUUAGCACAAGACGUCUCUCUUGAACCUAAAAAGAUUUAG